AUGGCGGCCUCACCUCUUGUUGCUGCAGCAGACGGCCAACGCAUCUCGAAAAAGCCUCACAUCACAGAGACGCCCAUAGCGUGGGCAAACUGGUACCGACAUGUCAACUGGCUGAACGUCUUCUUUAUCAUCGUCGUCCCGCUGAUGGGCUUCGCCGCCGCCUAUUCUUAUCCACUUCAGCGCGCCACAGCCGUCUUUGCUGUUAUCUACUACUUUAAUACCGGAUUGGGCAUUACAGCGGGCUACCAUCGUCUCUGGGCGCAUUCCUCAUACCGAGCGUCAACCCCUCUCAAGAUAUACCUGGCGGCUGUUGGUGUCGGCGCUGUCCAGGGCUCUAUUCGGUGGUGGUCAAGGGGCCACCGCGCUCAUCACCGGUAUACGGACACAGAAAGGGACCCCUAUUCUGUGCGCAAAGGCUUCUGGUAUUCCCAUCUAGGCUGGAUGGUGAUGAAGCAAAACCCCAAGAACCUCGGCCGGGCUGACAUCACUGACCUUAACGAGGACCCAGUCGUGAUAUGGCAGCAUCGGCACUAUAUCAAGGCUGUUCUCCUUAUGGGCCUCAUCUUCCCUACGCUGGUCUGCGGCAUUGGCUGGGGUGAUUGGUUGGGCGGCUUCAUCUACGCUGGGAUUCUGCGGGCAACAUUUGUGCAACAGGCCACGUUUUGCGUCAAUUCUUUGGCCCACUGUUCCCGGUCCGACUACCGUAACGCGAUCGAGUGGUGGCAGUAUGACCCGACAAAGUGGGCGAUCUGGACAUGGAAGCAGCUCGGCCUGGCAUACAACCUCAAGGAGUUUAAGCAGAAUGAAAUCCAAAAGGGCAGACUCCAGCAGCAGCAGAAGAAGCUAGACAUUAGGCGGUCUAGGCUGGACUGGGGCACCCCGAUUUCCCAGUUGCCCGUCAUGACCUGGGGGGAUUUUAAAGCUGAGGCGGCAAAGGGCGACGGGAGGGCCCUAGUGGCUAUUACCGGUGUCGUUCAUGAUGUGGCCCGGUUUAUCAAAGACCACCCUGGCGGCAAGGCGUUCAUUUCCUCAGCCAUUGGUAAGGAUGCGACAGCCACUUUCAACGGCGGUGUCUACCAACAUUCCAACGCUGCGCAUAAUCUGCUCUCUACAAUGCGUGUCGGCGUCAUCUAUGGAGGUGGCGAGGUGGAGAUCUGGAAGCGUGCCCACUCUGAGAAACCGAACGGUUCUAUCAUGCAGGAUAAUAUGGGACAUCAUACUGUACGGGCUGGCGAGCAGGUCACAAAGGUCGCUCCGCAGAACGGCACUACCACGAUAUAG
Messenger RNA from Aspergillus clavatus NRRL 1, 1281 nucleotides. Its product is annotated as acyl-CoA desaturase. The record is from RefSeq and is a predicted model, not a curated record. Gene Ontology annotation, molecular function: heme binding; stearoyl-CoA 9-desaturase activity; iron ion binding. The coding region runs from base 1 to 1281 and encodes 426 amino acids. Gene Ontology annotation, biological process: unsaturated fatty acid biosynthetic process. Gene Ontology annotation, cellular component: endoplasmic reticulum membrane. The transcript is spliced from 3 exons. Lineage: Eukaryota; Fungi; Ascomycota; Eurotiomycetes; Eurotiales; Aspergillaceae.